AUGCCCGCAAUUCCAGCUCGUAUCCUACGCGCCUGCACCGGUCGAUCUCUGUACAUGUCCACCACCACAUCACUCAAUUCCCAAACACGGAUCCGACUGGGCCAAAUGGAGUCCCAUCUCUCCACCAGCAGUAACAACAACACCACCAGUCCCAGUACUACUCCGCCCGGGACAAUGUCUCUUGCAGACUUGCCGAAAUCCAAUGUCUUCACCUCCAAAUUGCCGGCAGACCCGGCAUUCGAGACCCCCGAGGCUUCCCACAAAGCCCCGCGGCAGACGCUGGGCCCCCGCAUGGUGAAGGGCGCACUCUUCACCUAUGUCCGGCCGGAAGUCGUUGAGUCGCCGGAGUUGCUCGGCGUGAGUCCGAGGGCGAUGGCUGAUUUGGGCCUCAAGCCUGGCGAGGAACAGACCCCGUCUUUUCAGGCAUUGGUGGCGGGUAAUGAAUUCGCCUGGUCCGAGGAGAAGGGGGGUGUUUACCCGUGGGCGCAGUGCUAUGGAGGCUGGCAAUUUGGCUCAUGGGCGGGGCAAUUGGGAGACGGGCGGGCAAUCAGUCUCUUUGAAACCACUAACCCUCAGACCAAGAAGAGAUAUGAACUCCAACUAAAAGGAGCCGGAAAAACGCCCUAUUCACGGUUCGCCGACGGCAAGGCAGUCCUUCGCUCUAGCAUCCGUGAAUACAUCGUCUCAGAAGCCCUUAAUGCCUUAGGUGUGCCCACCACCCGCGCACUGUCCUUGACUCUACUUCCAAAAUCCCAGGUACUGCGCGAACGCCUCGAGCCCGGCGCCAUCGUCGCCCGAUUCGCCGAAAGCUGGCUACGAAUCGGCACAUUCGAUCUCCUCCGGGCCCGUGGUGAACGCGACCUGAUCCGGCAACUCUCCACCUUCAUCGCCGAAGAUGUCUUUGGCGGCUGGGAAACCCUACCCGCGGCAAUCUCAGUAGGUGAAGGACAGACAGCCGCCGAGAUGGACAAUCCACCCCGUGGCAUCAGCCGCGACGAAGUCCAGACCCAACAGGGCGUCGACGAGAAUCGAUUCGCGCGGUUAUACCGGGAGAUAGUGCGGCGGAAUGCAAAGACCGUGGCUGCAUGGCAAGCAUACGGGUUCAUGAACGGCGUGCUCAACACGGACAACACGUCUAUUUACGGGUUAUCUCUGGACUACGGUCCAUUCGCGUUCAUGGACAAUUUCGACCCGCAAUACACGCCGAACCACGACGACCAUAUGCUACGCUACUCGUACAAGAACCAACCCAGCAUUAUCUGGUGGAAUCUCGUUCGACUGGGCGAGUCACUAGGCGAACUCCUCGGCGCGGGCAAUAAAGUCGACGACGAGAAAUUCAUCAAAGACGGUGUCAGCGAAGACAUGGAAGCGGAACUAAUCAAACGAGCCGAAACGGUCAUCGAGCGAACGGGCGAAGAAUUCAAGACCGUUUUCCUGAACGAGUACAAGCGUUUGAUGUGUCGACGUCUAGGAUUGAAGACGGAACAAGAAUCUGAUUUCCAGAAACUUUUCUCCGAGAUGUUGGAUACACUUGAAGCGUUGGAAUUAGAUUUCAAUCAUUUCUUCCGUCGAUUGUCUAACUUGUCUCUGUCGGAGUUGGAUACCGAGGAGAAGCGGGUUGCUGCAGCAUCGGUGUUCUUCCAUGCCGAGGGUUUCGGGGGAAUUGGGUAUACCGAUGAAUCAGCCCGAGCUCGCAUUGCCAAAUGGCUGGAGAGCUGGCGUGCUCGUGUAAUCGAGGACUGGGGCAAUGAUGGAGAUAACGAGAGACAAACUACUAUGAAGGCCGUCAAUCCUAACUUCGUACCCCGAGGCUGGAUUCUAGACGAAGUCAUCGACAGAGUCGAGAAGAAGGGUGACCGGGCUCUUCUGGGACGAGUGAUGCAGAUGAGUCUGAACCCAUUCAAUGAGGAAUGGGGACUGAAUAAGGCCGAGGAAGAGCGAUUCUGCGGGGAUGUGCCCAAGUACAAGAGAGCUAUGAUGUGUAGCUGCAGUUCCUAA
Molecule: messenger RNA, 1998 nt
Organism: Penicillium subrubescens
Lineage: Eukaryota; Fungi; Ascomycota; Eurotiomycetes; Eurotiales; Aspergillaceae
Exons: 6
Coding region: 1-1998 (665 amino acids)
Source: RefSeq, a predicted model, not a curated record